Messenger RNA from Lobosporangium transversale, 651 nucleotides. RefSeq lists its product as hypothetical. The record is from RefSeq and is a predicted model, not a curated record. The transcript is spliced from 2 exons. Gene Ontology annotation, biological process: regulation of transcription by RNA polymerase II. NCBI's taxonomy places the organism in Eukaryota, Fungi, Mortierellomycota, Mortierellomycetes, Mortierellales, Mortierellaceae. The coding region runs from base 1 to 651 and encodes 216 amino acids. Gene Ontology annotation, molecular function: DNA-binding transcription factor activity, RNA polymerase II-specific; RNA polymerase II cis-regulatory region sequence-specific DNA binding.
AUGGAUGGAAGGAACUCUGGAGAACAAGGGAGACAGGCGUCUAGCAUCAGUAAUAAUCCUUCUUCUCCUCGCUCAAAGGGCAAAGAUAGAAAACACUACCAUAUAUCCACAGCUACCAGCAUUAGCAGCAGCAGCAGUAGAGAUCUUAGAAGAAGCAAAGACCGUUCAGAACGGGAGCGGUGGAAUGAUGAUAACGACAAUGACAAUGAUGAUAACGAUUACAAUGAUUACAACGAUUACAACGAUACAGACAUAGACGACAAGAGUAGUGAUGACGGGGACGACGAGGAUGAUAAUGAAAUUAAUAACAGCGAUGCAAAAGAAGAUGGAAACAGGCCGGAAUCGCUUGAACCUGUCUCGUUCUCAAAGAGAAAGCGUGAUGCCAAGUCAAAUAUUGUCAAACAUCAGCAGAGACUUGGUUACAAGGGUAAAGAUGGAAAGCUACUUCCUGAAGAAAAAAGACACAAAUGUUCCGCUUGUGGGAAACGCUUCUCGAGACCAAGCCAACUAGAAACUCAUAGGCUUACACACACGGGAGAGAAACCUCACGUUUGCUCAUACUGUAACAAGGACUUUAAUGUGGCCAGCAACCUCAAAAGACACAUACGAACUCAUCUUAAAUCCACACGAGGCGUACUUAAAGCCGAUUAA